GGAUUCUAUUCUCAUUUGGUUUGUGUGCUUUGCUUUCGCUUUCCUCAAUUCUCUUCUUCUUCAUUAUUUUUGCCUUUUACCUCUUUUCUCUGCAAUCGGUUUCUUCUCUCAUUGUCUUUGACGAAAGAAUCUACCCAUAAGAGCGUUUCUUUGCUUUCUCAACCAUAACUUUCUCAGAUCGAUUGGUUUCUUCAAGCGAUUGGUGGGUUAUUAUUAGCUUUCUGUGUUUUGUUCAUCGUAAUAUUCAAUACAAUCUCUCGUGACUAAAAAUUGAGUUUUUGAAAUAGAUUUUAGCAUGGGUUGUGAUAUUUGAAUGGAUAUCUCUGUUUUUAGGAACGAACUUGUUUGGUGUUUCUUUGGCAAAAGUUUCCAGGAUUUGCUAGAUUGUGAAAAGUGGUGAGAGUCUCUUGAUUUGUCAAGUGUCAACUGUGGUUAACGAUAGGAUGCAGGGAGAGAGGGCUAGUCUUGGUUCUUUAUCAAAGGCUUUGAACUUUGAGCGCGGUUCUACGUCUAGUAACGCUGUGGUAGAUCAGCAAAUUCGUUGGGAGAAUCUUCACAAUUAUGGUGAUAAUGAUUUGCAGGAUUACAUGAGUUCAGCUGCUGAUACAAAUCCUACUUUUGCAAACUCAGUUUAUCAUGAGAAACGGGGCUUGCAGAGGUUUAACAUUGGUGAGGCUAGCUCUAGUGGGACGAAGAACGAAGGGGCAAGUCUCACUGAACAAUGGAAGGGAAUUGGAAGGUUUGAGGAACAGAGGAAUGAUAAGCUUGAGUUGAGCCCUUUGUUUGUGCAACCAUCUAAUGGAAGCCGCGUGGUUCGUGAUGUCAAUCUAAAUGCAGAAUACAAUGAGCAUCUUGAGGAUAUGAAUCCGGUUACAGUUCAUCCUGGUCAUUUUGAGGUUAAUGGACUUAGGUCUGAGUUUUUACUAGAUAACAGUGUUAGAGCUGGUUCCUCUGUUGAUGGACGUCGUGCAUCCUGUAAAAGAAAAGCUCUUGAUGCAAGCGGUGGUCAGUCCUCUUCAACUGGAGGUUUCCGUGAGUUCCAGCGUGGAGUAUCCAGUUCUUGGAUCUCAGGUCCUACGUAUUACAGCCCAGCAAUGACAGCAAAUGAUUUAAACAUAUCUCUUGAUCAUGGUCGAAGGGGUUUGGUAUCUAGCGCUGUUCCAAAUCUAUCUCCUCCUACCAUCACAGAGAGCUCUAGUAGAAAUUACCCUGUCUGGGUUAAUCCCACAUAUCAACAAGAAACCGUAAGCAAUUUUGCUCCAUCCUUGAACUCACCAGGGCUUAUACCUGCAGAUCACCAGCAGAUCAGCAUGAGAUAUGGACAUGCGUUAGGCAAUUUUGCAUCUCAGAACCCAAAUGCUCCUGCUACUCAUAUGCCCCCUGUUUCAAGAAAUACAUUUCAAUGGAACACAAGCCCCGUGGCAGCGGUUAUAUCAUCUAGUUCUGCUACUCCUGUUGACAGAAAUGUUAUUCAUCGAAAUGCAACCAGACAAAGAAGUAAUACUCUAGAGAUUCCCUUGUUUGUCCCAGCUCCUGAACUGAGAAAUGUGGCCCAUGGUCAUAUUAGCAGAAAUGCAAGUGGUGCUAGACAUGUUGCAUCGUCUUCAUCCAGGACAAGUGUUCAGCCAUCACCGUCUAGUCCAGCAUUGACUCCUUACCAGAAUAACUCACUACAUAAUCAAAGAAGAUUAUCUGAAAACUUUCGUAGGUCAUUGCUUUCUUCCCUUGUUACACAGCAGAGGGCUGCUCGUUCAUUGGCCCAUCCUGCCUCUCCAAAUGAGCACGUGCUUCAAUCUGGUGGUGAUAACACCUCUCAGGUGCAUAAUCGAGCUUCCUCGAGAGCAGGUCCAAGACAAGGGCAAGAUGCAACUGGCAUUUCUCAUUCUUUGCGAGGCUUGGCAUCCACAAGUCGAGGAAGAACCAGAAUGGGGGCAUCCGAGAUCCGUAACAUCUUGGAGCACAUGCGUAGAGCAGGGAACUUGCGUUUGGAGGAUGUUAUGCUUCUCAAUCAGUCCAUAAUGCUAGGUGCGGCUGAUAUUCAUGACCGAUAUAGAGACAUGCGACUUGAUGUUGACAACAUGACAUAUGAGGAGCUGUUGUCUCUAGAAGAACGGAUUGGAGAUGUUUGUACCGGUUUGAACGAGGAAACCAUAUCAAACCGAUUGAAGCAGCAGAAGUACAAAAGUAGUACUAGAUCUUCACAAGAAGUAGAACCAUGCUGUGUUUGUCAGGAGGAAUAUAAGGAAGAAGAAGAAAUAGGAAGGCUGGAAUGUGGACACGACUUUCAUAGUCAAUGCAUCAAAGAAUGGCUGAAGCAGAAGAAUCUUUGCCCGAUUUGCAAAACAACAGGAUUAAACACUGCAAAUAAGCCACAAAGAUAAUGAUCGAAAGACUGUUGGGUUCUAACCAUUUGUCGAAUCUUCAAUACCAUUGAAGCCUCAUCAGAACACUGCAGGCAAGUUGGUGUCUGCUUUUGGGGUUGACUGAAGAUAGGAAUGAAGGGAAAGUAACUGAGGGGGAUAGAGAGAACAGGAGAACCUAAGAAAAAACUUUGGUUCUUCUGAAUUUAUUUCUAUAAGUUAAUUUUACCAAUUAGUUUUAUUA
Molecule: messenger RNA, 2604 nt
Organism: Arabidopsis thaliana (thale cress)
Lineage: Eukaryota; Viridiplantae; Streptophyta; Magnoliopsida; Brassicales; Brassicaceae
Product: RING/U-box superfamily protein
Exons: 6
Coding region: 444-2381 (645 amino acids)
Biological process (GO): seed germination; response to far red light
Molecular function (GO): ubiquitin protein ligase activity
Source: RefSeq, marked reviewed